Messenger RNA from Zeugodacus cucurbitae (melon fly), 505 nucleotides. RefSeq lists its product as uncharacterized. Gene Ontology annotation, cellular component: extracellular region. The record is from RefSeq and is a predicted model, not a curated record. NCBI's taxonomy places the organism in Eukaryota, Metazoa, Arthropoda, Insecta, Diptera, Tephritidae. Gene Ontology annotation, molecular function: chitin binding. The coding region runs from base 149 to 439 and encodes 96 amino acids. The transcript is spliced from 2 exons.
GUGCUUUCUCUUGUUUUUCACCAAAAAUUGCACGAUUCUGCAAAACAGAUAAGUAGCUAUUUUAGUUGACUCGAAGCGUAGAAUCAUAUAAAUAGAAACCAGAAGUGUGGAAAAGAUCAAAAACAGUUUUGAUUUGAACUUUGCAAAAAUGUAUAAGGUAUCUAUUGUUCUACUCCUUUUGGCUGCCGCUGUAAGCGCUGUUCACAUUCAACAACGUUAUCAUGGCCAAGACAUCUACGCUGAACCCGAUUGCUCCAUUGUAGAAGAUCACGCUCAAAUGUUCCGUGACAUCUCCGAUCCUACACACUACUGGGUCUGCCCAGAGGGUCAGGAGAAGGCCGAUUACAUUCAAUGUCCCGAUAAUUAUGCAUUCAUGGAGAAGGAGCAAAGAUGCGUUGUAUGGGAGGAAUGGCAAUGGGUUGAACCAUACACUAAAUAAAUCUUAUGAUUAAAUAUUUACAUUUCAUUUGUUGGCCAGUUUAAAUAAAUUGCUUUGAAACUUAAA